Molecule: messenger RNA, 1406 nt
Organism: Saccoglossus kowalevskii
Lineage: Eukaryota; Metazoa; Hemichordata; Enteropneusta; Harrimaniidae
Product: rRNA methyltransferase 3A, mitochondrial-like
Biological process (GO): RNA processing
Molecular function (GO): RNA binding; RNA methyltransferase activity
Source: RefSeq, a predicted model, not a curated record
AUGGCUGCCCCCAUGUGCAGCAGAGUGUUUCCCUGGCUUUCAAACUUUUCAUCAAAUUUCCACAAAUACAGAUGUUUUCUUCCGCUUUGGAACGCGACGAAUAUCAACCAAACAAGGAACUACUCAAGAAGAGGACUUGUAAGAAAGCCCAUAAAAGUGAUUCCGGCCGUCCCUUCGGAAACUGUGGAUAGCGGAUCUGGCGAGACUGUCAAUGUUGGAUUCUUUCGUCAGUUCGAUAGAGCGAAUGAGUUCAAGCCGGAAUUAAAGUCGCCACCACCUGGACAGGAUCUCCACGUCAAUAAAUUGGAAAACGUAGCUGAUCAUGUCGAUGCUCAACCAAGACUAAGAUUUGAAAAAGUUAACGCUGCUGACAAGCGGGUUAGGAGAAUCCUGACACUGAUGAGAUCCCGGAAAUACAGAGAACAAACCAAAAAAGUCCUGCUAGAAGGCAGAAGACUUAUAAUCGAUGCCAUUCUGGCUGGUGCUGAAUGCCAUACCAUAUACUUCAGCCGAGUUGAAAGUCUGGAAGGAAUACCUUGGUACGAAACAGAUGCUGAGCUUCUUAGGAUUCCAUACAAGGAGGUCAAACUAUGGUCAGAUGUAGUAACACCGCAGGGGAUUAUGGCUGUGUUUUCCCAGCCAAGAUUUGAAGAUCUACCAAUGAUGUCUGAAGAGCAGAGUAUACCGCUAACUGUCAUCUGUGAUAAUAUAAGAGAGCCUGGUAAUUUGGGUGCAUUGCUACGCUCUGCCGUGGCAGCCGGUUCUCAACAAAUACUUGUUACAAAAGGAUGUGUGGAUAUAUGGGACCUCAAAGUACUACGUGCAGGAGCUGGCGCACAUUUCAGAACACAGAUUCACAACAAUCUUCCAUGGGACAGUGUCAAGAAUUAUCUAGAUGAUGACGUGGUUGUACAUGUUGCUGAUUGUAGAACCGCUGAUGCCUUUGAAAGGGUAGAAGAAGAUGAUUGUGAGACUGAGUCUGUAGUUGAUCCCAGAACUCUUGAUUUAAACGAUGUCAGGACUAUGAAUUUGCUCAGUAAGUUACCAAAUGAGGAUUUGAUGAAUGACAUGGACGUAGACAAGAAAUUAAACUGUGUACCGACUAAAGAUUUUUAUAACAUUGACUGGACUGUGAAAUCAGCUAUUGUCAUUGGAGGCGAGACGCACGGAUUGAGUAAACAAGCAGUUGAUUUGGCAGAUGAAACUUAUGGAUACAAAGUUCAUAUUCCAAUGGCAUUUGGAAUGGACAGCUUGAAUGCUGCCAUGGCAACGAGUGUUGUCACUUUUGAGGCAAAGCGUCAAUAUUUGAAUUGUAAAGAAAAUAAUAAGAAUACUUAAGUUAUGUACACAAAACUUUGUGACUUUAAAAGAUUGCUUGUGUGAUAUAAAGUUGUGUAUAUGUGAAA